Protopterus annectens (West African lungfish) is the source of this 3001-nucleotide messenger RNA. Its product is annotated as zinc finger protein 26-like. Gene Ontology annotation, cellular component: nucleus. The transcript is spliced from 7 exons. Lineage: Eukaryota; Metazoa; Chordata; Ceratodontiformes; Protopteridae. The record is from RefSeq and is a predicted model, not a curated record. Gene Ontology annotation, molecular function: zinc ion binding; DNA-binding transcription repressor activity, RNA polymerase II-specific; RNA polymerase II cis-regulatory region sequence-specific DNA binding. Bases 245 to 2932 code for a protein of 895 amino acids. Gene Ontology annotation, biological process: negative regulation of transcription by RNA polymerase II.
AAGCCUGUUGUUAUUUCUGAAUGUAGGGUGUGAGUUUAACGUUGCGGUUUAUUUAUUCAUGUCUCUUAGAGAUCUGUGUUGAUUCUGUGCUAUGGAUGCCAGUUCUACAGCGCCUACACUGACAAGAGUUUGAUAUAGUGUAACAAAGCCUUCUUUUUAUUAAUUUAGAAAGGAUCUUUCCAGUAAAAUGACCAGAGUAAACUGAGUGCUGAGGAAUGCACUUUAAAGAUCUCAGGGAGUGAAGAUGGAGCACAUAAAACAGGAAAUGGAUUUCAACAAGAAAGAUGAGAUGCACAAUCUAUGUGCUAUAAAACUGAGAACAGAGCAGUGCUGUUGGGAGCACAGACAGAGACUGGAGUUGUUUUGCCAGAAGGAUGAGGCCUUUAUUUGUGUCCUUUGUGUUCCCAGACAUUCCAGCCACAGUUUUGUGCUCCUGCAUGAGACAGCCAUCACGUAUAAGGACAAGCUAAAAACAGCCUUAUCAUCCCUGGAAUUAAAGAUCAAGCAUCUUAAAGAUCAGCAGAAGACAAAUGAGAAGGAACUCCUGGACAUGCAUGAUGAAGCUUGUAGUUUGGAAAAAUACAUCAUGGAAGAGUUUACAAAACUGCACGUGUUACUACAUGACUGGGAGCAAAAAUUACUCCAACAGCUUAAAAAUGACAAAGUGGCAGUUCUGAAACAGGUGGAAGAAAACCUUGAAUGUACAAAACGUGAUGCUGUGGUCACCAAUGUGAAAGUACCCAAUGGCAGCUUGGAGUUCAGGAAGGAAAUAACACAGAUUCUGGAAGAGAUGAAAGAAAAUGCUGAAAACAUUAAAAAUGAUGUUACUGCAAAAUGUAAAGCACUGUAUGAUAAGUCAGAGACUAGAAAACAGGAAACUGUUGGUUUUCUAACUGAUGAUGCUUAUAGUUUGGAACAGUACAUUACGCAAGAGUUUACAAAACUGCACGUGUUACUACAUGACUGGGAGCAAAAAUUACUGCAACAGCUUAAAAAUAACAAAGUGACAGUUCUGAAACCGAAGGAAGACAACCUUGAAUGUACAACACAUGAUGCUGUGGUCACCAAUGUGAAAGUAGCCAAUGCCAGCUUGGAGUUCAAGAAGGAAAUAACACUGACUCUGGAAGAUAUGGAAGAAAAUGCUGAAAACAUUCAAAAUGAUGUUACUGCAACAUGUAAAUCAUUCUAUGAUAAGUCAGAGACUAGAAAACAGGAAACUGUUGGUUUUCUAACUGUUCCAGAAACCUUUGAGGAUGUUGCUGUCACUUUCUCAGAGGAAGAGUGGAAGAUGUUAAGAAAACAAGACAAGGAGCUUCACAGAGAAGUGAUGGUACAGAACUAUGAAACACUGAUUUCAGUAGGGUACAAAAUCCCUCCUGAUAAAUUGUUGUUGCUGCUUAAAGAUGCUCAUGAUAAACUGUUAAAUGAUGACGUUGAGGGUAAUGAGACAGAACAGAAGGCGAAUCCUGAAGAUAAGCUCAAAAGUUUCAGGAGCAGAAACUGCAGUGUGUUUUGCAGUCAGCAGCCAUCACUUGGGACAUCCAAUCCUCAAGAGAACCUACAGCAGUCUGAUGAGCCUGGGAAGGAUUACAAGAAACUUCAUCUUUCUCCUGGUUUGCAGCAUCACUUGGGUCAUAACUGGAUCAAGAGCACUGAAUGUGACAGUGCAGCACCCUCAUUACAUCACUCUAUACGGAAAUCACAGUGGGGUGCUCAGCCUGUGAACAGGUACAACAGGGUUCAUCCAGUUACUGCCCCAGAGUUUCAUUUAGGAUGUAACUGCAGCAGCAACCCUAAGGGUAACAGUGAACCCUCCUCUAUACAGCAUUGUGGUCAGCAUGUGUUGGACACUGACAGACUUCUUCCCCCUGUUGUGCCACAGCACCAGUCUGGACAUAAUUGCAACAAGAGGUCUGAAUGCUACACAUGUCUUAGUAAAAAGAAAAGUGCAGUAAUUUAUCAGACAUGUCACAAAGGAGAGAAGUCAUAUAACUGCACUGAAUGCAAUAAGCAGUUUAUGUGUCAAAGUCAUCUGAAGUACCAUCAGCCCAUCCACACAGUGGGGAACACUCGCACAUGGGGAAAAACAUAUAAAUGUCCAAAAUGCAGUAAGUGUUUUACACAUAAAUAUCUACUCAGAAGCCAUCAAAAAGUUCACACUGGAGAGAAGCCAUAUAAAUGUGCUGCAUGUAGUAAGUGCUUUGCAUGGAAAAAGAACCUUAUAGCCCAUCAACAAAUUCACACAGGUACAAAACCAUAUAAAUGUGAUGAAUGUAGUAAGUGUUUUGCAUCGAAAAGCUACCUUGUAGCCCAUCAACAAAUUCACACAGGUACAAAACUGUAUAAAUGUGAUGAAUGUAGUAAGUGUUUUGCAAGGAAAAAGAACCUUGUAGCCCAUCUACAAAUUCACACAGGUACGAAUCCGUAUAAAUGUGAUAAAUGUAGUAAGGGUUUUACAUACAAAAUAUUCCUCGACAGACAUAAAGUAGUUCACACUGGGGAAAAACCAUAUAAAUGUGCUGAAUGUAGUAAGGGUUUUACCCAGAAACAAACCCUUAUAACCCAUCAAAAAAUUCACACAGGGGAUAAACCAUAUAAAUGUGCUGAAUGUAGUAAGGGUUUUACCCGGAAACAGACCCUUAAAAUCCAUCAAAACAUUCACACAGGGGAGAAACCAUAUAAAUGUGCUGAAUGUAGCAAGUGUUUUGCAUGGAAACAGAGCCUAUUAGUCCAUCAAAAAGUUCACACAAGGGAGAAAUCGUAUAAAUGUGCUGAAUGUAGUAAGUGUUUUGCAUGGAAACAGAGCCUUGUAGUCCAUCAAGAAGUUCACACAAGGGAGAAAUCGUAUAAAUGUGCUGAUUGUAGUAAGUGUUUUCUGUGGAAACACAACCUUAGAUGUCAUCAACAAAUUCACAUAAGAGAGAAAUCAUAGUGGAAAACUGUAAAAAGGGGAGGAAUUUAAGCAUGGCAUGGACUGACUACAAUAAAAAAGUACAAAAUA